UGACGCCGGCGGCGCUGGAACACCUGGAGGGGUGGCGGCGGUGCCUCCGGCUCGGCCCUGCCCUCCGCUCCUCGGCCGCGGGCAAGGUUGCUGGUUUCUAGGAGAGUAAGCGUCUGAAGAAAAUAAGAAGCAUGGAUGGUCAUAAGUACAAUUAUCCAAGGGAAUUUUAUGAUCAAUAUGCUCAAAGCCAAGAAAAAUCUGUGGUUAACAAAAUGCAACAGAAAUACUGGAAAACAAAGCAAACCCUUAUAAAAGUCACAGGAAAAAAAGAAGAUGAACAUGUUGUGGCUUCAGAUGCAGAUCUGGAUGCAAAACUAGAGCUGUUCCAUUCAAUUCAGAGAACAUGUAUGGAGCUGUUGAAAGCAAUAGAACUUUAUCAAAAAAGGAUUUGUUUUCUGUCUCAGGAAGAAAAUGAAUUGGGGAAAUUUCUUCGGUCACAGGGUUCUCAGGAUAAAACGAGAGCAGGAAAAAUGAUGCAAGCAACUGGAAAGGCCCUCUGCUUUUCUUCUCAGCAAAGAUUAGCACUGCGUGCUCCUUUGACUAGGUUAUAUCAAGAAGUGGAGACAUUCAGAUAUAGGGCCAUAUCAGACACGUGGCUGACAGUAAAUCGCAUGGAACAGUAUCGAACUGAAUACAGAGGAGCUCUGCUUUGGAUGAAAGAUGUGUCUCAGGAGCUGGAUCCAGAUCUUUAUAAGCAGAUGGAAAAGUUCAGGAAGGUUCAAGCUCAAGUGCGACAUGCAAAACUCAACUUUGACAAACUGAAGACUGAUGUCUGUCAAAAAGUUGACCUUUUGGGAGCAAGUAGAUGCAACCUUCUUUCUCAUGUAUUAACAACAUAUCAGACAACACUUCUUCAUUUUUGGGAAAAAACUUCGCACACAAUGGCAGCUAUCCAUGAAAGUUUCAAAGGUUAUCAGCCAUAUGAAUUCACUAUGCUAAAGAGUUUGCAAGAUCCUGUGAAUAAACUAAGAGAAACAGCAGAAAAGGAGGACCCGCAGACUGAGAGCACCAAAUCAGAAGAUCAGCAGAGUCAGUUGAUUUCAUUAGAUGAGGAGAGUCAUACCAAGGAACCAGACUAUUCAGGUGCUGUAGAUGACUUAUUAGACCUGCAUCCUGAAGAAAAUGCAUCAAAGGAACAGUUUGCAAAGUCCUUGAAAUCAGAACCUGGUGAUAAGGAUGACUUGGUAAUACUGGAUGAUAUCUUCAGUGCUUCCUCCCUGGAAGAGGGAGAAUUCAGUAAAGAAUGGACAGAUGUUUUUGGACAGGAUGAUCUUGCCAUGAACUCUUCAGCUGGAGAUGAGGAUAACAGUUCAGCUGUGGCAUUGACUCCAUCAGGCUAUUUGCCUUCUCAACUAUUAGACCAAAAUAUGAAUGACUUGCAGUCAUCUUUACAUGGGUGGGCAGCUAACAGUGGGAGCCCCCCGUCUAUACCACAGCCAGCACAGAAACCAAACAGCCUGAAUGUGAAUGCUAACAAGACGCCAGUGAAAGGUGAACCUACAAGGAAUCCUAAAGACCGGACUGCCUGGUUCAGUAUCUUUGCUGACCUUGACCCGUUAUCCAAUCCUGAUGCUGUUGGGAAAACUGAUAAAGAACAUGAAUUGCUUAAUGCAUGAGUCAGCUGCCCAUGGUAACGCACAUUCUUCCAUUCAUCAACACUGUUUUUGGGUUUAAAAAAAAAAAACCUAAUUAAAAUUAGUAUGUUGUUGUGAAACUUUAAAGUAUGUGCCAUGAUAACAAAACAAAAUCCUCUUUUAUAUAGGUACAGUUACUUGCUCUUGUUUUGUAUAAAGAGUUUGCAUUUAUUUUCUACAUGGAUUUACAAAAAUGAGUUUUAGAAUUAGGGCAGAUUUCUUGCCAAAUUAGAUUAUCUAUCUGCUGAAAACACUGUCUUUGCCUGAGGUGAUGCAGAGCUAACACUGGAACAAAAUACAAAUUGCAAACUUAUUUUUUUAUAAUGUUUAUUGAUUAAAUUAAAGAAAAAUAAUGUAAGUGAGGAGGCUGCAUGAGUCAAACAUCUAUUGCAUAUAAUAUAUAUAUAUAUAUAUAAUUGCUACAUUUGGGUGUCAACUAAAUUUGUUUUGUUAGUACUCACAAUGAAAAAUCUGUGCUGGAGCUAAUUAUUGAAGAAAUACAUCUGGGUCUAUGCAGCCAUGGAAAUUGUGCCCUUUCUGAUUUAAAUUCUUAGACAAACUGUACUACCAAAAUGGCCAGAAGUCGUCUUUUCUGACUUUUUUUUUUCCAUUGCACCAACAGAAUUUGCACCUGUUUGCAGAAGUUUCUUGCAACUGAUGAUUUACCAUGCCUUCAAAACAUUCAUAUUUCUGUUCAGAGUAUUUUUCAUCAAAUUUAUUUCUGAAGCAUGUGUUACUUUGAGCUUGUUGUGACGCUAACUCUUUAAUAAAAUGAUUUUCACAAGAAA
Molecule: messenger RNA, 2422 nt
Organism: Centrocercus urophasianus (Greater sage-grouse)
Lineage: Eukaryota; Metazoa; Chordata; Aves; Galliformes; Phasianidae
Gene: ICA1
Product: islet cell autoantigen 1
Exons: 15
Coding region: 132-1616 (494 amino acids)
Biological process (GO): regulation of transport
Cellular component (GO): Golgi apparatus
Molecular function (GO): protein domain specific binding
Source: RefSeq, a predicted model, not a curated record